UUUUAAAUAACCAUAUGGCAUACUAGUGUCCCUGCUGAUAGCGUCCGUCUGGUCUUGUGGUGCAGGUACCUUUGCGGGAAUAUCAUCCGGGGGUGUGCCAUCCACUGUUGUUUCGACUAUGGCGGCGUCUUGUACUGGUAGUACCAGCAUGCCUACGAGUCCACAAGUUUCAGCGUCAUUCGCUCCCGCUGUGAGCUGCAUCAUGCCCAUUCCUAGUUCUACGGUAUCCAUAGCCGUAACUUCCGAGCCGCUGCCCUCGCUUCGAUCAGGUGGUUUUGACACAACCCUUCCUGAAUCGCCCAAGGACAUGUUUGCUGGUUUUGACACCAAUGCUGCUGCCGCGUCGACCGCGCAUGAGGCAACUAGCGUGGGUGGAGGCGAUAAUCAUGCGUCGAGCAGCGGCAUUGCUGACGAUGGUGCCCGCUUGAUUGAUGAUUUGUUUAUACCUACCGUUUGUUGGGAUCCUCAUGCCCAGGAUAAACGUUACCAGCCUCAAUGGAAGAUUGCUGAAUCUUCCCGACUUAUCUUUCCUCCAGUUGUCCAACAUUGGGUUGAGAGGGCGUACCCCCCCGCUGAAGCGGCGUAUGUUGAGGGGUUAAACAAUGAGGAUUUGAUGAAUUCGUCUAUAUCAGAUUCUGUGACCCUACCUCGCCGGUUGGUAGAGAUACGGCGCCGGUGGGUGCGUGAUAACACCCAACUUCAUGAGGCCCGGGUCAUUAUCCAAGAACUGAGGGAUGACAAGCAUCGCCUCGAAAGUCAACUGCAGACCGCUGGGUUGAAAGAGGCCCGAUUUCUGUCAGAGAAGAAUAAGGCCGAGGAGGAUUUGCGGAGGGUAACUGAACAUCUCGCUGAGGAAAGGAUCUUAUGGGCCCGCGAUAUGGCGGAAAAAGAUAGGGUUUUGGCUCAAGCGAAAAAUGUACAAGAGGAGUUGGAACGCAAGGCUGUGGCAGAGGCUCAGAAGGUUCAGGAGCGGUACCAGGAUUUGACAACCGAAGUAGAGACCUGUCAUACCAAGAUCCGACUGAUGCAGGGAGAGUUGGAGGAGCGUGAGGCAAAAUUCAAGGAGAUGCAAGAUCAUUGUGAUUCCCUUGUCACCCAAAACAAUAAGCUUGCUGCAUCGUCGUCUUCAAAGUUAAGGGAGGUGGAGGACGCGCUGGCACAAUCCCAUGCAGAGAUCGAUGAUUUGACCAACCAGCUAGCGGCUAUGCGGGGAGACAGGAAUUGGUUGAUAACUAAUGGGCUAGUGGGGGCGUUCGAAUUUCUGCGUGAGUCGUCCCACUUUACUAGCCUGAUUGACCGUCUUUCCGCCGCUGCCUACCAAGCUGGUCAUCAUGAUGGUGUACUUAAGGGCUACAUGGACUGCCAGCAAGCGGAAAGAGUCCCGCCGGACUUCCAAACCCUCAAAAAUAAGUUACAGGCUGAUAUGGCGAAGGCUCUUGAAGCUGCGUACACCGAACCUCUACCUUGCUAUGGCGAUCUGAUGGAUAAAGUUAAUGAAGAUGGAAUAGACUCGCUACGUCUGAUGCUGGACCCUGCGGACGAGUCCGAAGAAGACUGACCAUUCCGUUAUUCAUUUGUUUUGCUCGUUGUGUACUCUUGCUGAUACUGUUUAAAUUGGGUUUAGUGCCCAUUAUCCGUUUUGAUUUGACAGCCAAAUUAAUGCAAAUGUCAUGAUUUCUGACACCGCCGUCGUUGAAAAUAUGACUCUGUGAUGUGUGAUGAUUACUUUUAAUUAAUAUACCUGAUGUCAUCACUGUCAAAACUUGUUA
Molecule: messenger RNA, 1769 nt
Organism: Helianthus annuus (common sunflower)
Lineage: Eukaryota; Viridiplantae; Streptophyta; Magnoliopsida; Asterales; Asteraceae
Exons: 2
Coding region: 119-1558 (479 amino acids)
Source: RefSeq, a predicted model, not a curated record